This is a messenger RNA of Oryzias melastigma (Indian medaka), 2192 nucleotides long. RefSeq names its product calcium/calmodulin-dependent protein kinase II inhibitor 1a (gene camk2n1a). Gene Ontology annotation, biological process: negative regulation of protein kinase activity. The record is from RefSeq and is a predicted model, not a curated record. NCBI's taxonomy places the organism in Eukaryota, Metazoa, Chordata, Actinopteri, Beloniformes, Adrianichthyidae. The coding region runs from base 251 to 490 and encodes 79 amino acids. The transcript is spliced from 2 exons. Gene Ontology annotation, molecular function: calcium-dependent protein kinase inhibitor activity; protein kinase binding.
UCCCGGGAUCUCCCACUUCCCUCGCCAGACAUCAGCCAGCAGCACAGGCGAGCGCAUCUCUCUGCAUCUUCACCGUCCACAUCGGUCUGCUCCGCUCAGAGACCUGCCUUCCUGCCUGCCUGCGCACAGCUUGGACUUUACGCAUUUCUAUCCAACUCCACACGAGGAGCGCCGAGCAGGAGAAGCCUCCGAAGCGCAGAAAAAAACGGAUCUUUUCAGUACGGUUGCCUUUCUUCCCUCUGUUGCCACAAUGUCUGAGGUGCUGCCAUACAACGAGAGCAAAAUGAACGGCUACGGCGCGGACAGCGAGGUCAGCCAGAUGUCCUUUGGCUGCGGGAUGCAGGACACAAGCGCCUUUUUCGCCUCGUCGCAGGCGAAAAGACCCCCGAAGCUCGGACAGAUCGGCAGAGCCAAGCGAGUGGUCAUCGAGGACGACCGAAUAGAUGAGGUCCUGAAGGGGAUGACGGACAAGUCUUCACCUGGCGUUUAAGCAUCAGCGAUGCCUUGCAGACUUUUUUAAUUUUCGACCACCGAUUUGAAGCACUUGUCGGCUGUGCAUGUUCGAGGAUUGCGGGAGAAAGCGGCAGCUCAACGUGAAGAUGGGGUGAUGAAGGAGAACUGAGAGGAGGCAAGCUGGAGAGGUGUGGGGAGAGAAGUGAUGUGACUCGGGGAGAAGACCAAGAUUUUUUUCGUGGGAUUGCUGGCAAUUCUCCAAACGAAUCCCAACUUAAACCACUGCGGUGCGGCAAGAUGUUGAGAUGGUAUCUCAACCUCUGCUGACUGAAAUGAAGGAUAAACAUGUCAUUACUUCAUGACCAUCUCCUGUUUUUUUUUUUUUUUUUUUUUUCCAGAAGCGCUGUAAGCAACAAAACACUGCGACUAUAGAGGGCAAAGCUUAAUCCCAGCCCUGUUUCAGUAAGUUGUACAGUAGGUAGGCUAAGCUCUCAGAUGCCCUCCCCCCCAAACGCCCUUUAGGCUUUGCUUUGCUGAUUCAGUCAGCGACAGUCCGCUCAAGGGAGCUGUCUUUCAGCACUGAUCCAAUGCAUUCCUGUUGCUGCUAAUGCUUUUUUCUAAAAACAGACCAACCAAACUCUGCAGUCUACGAAACAGACUCAUAGUAUGUAUAAAAUAUAUAUACCCGAGGAUGGUGCAAUGUUCUAUUUUCUGUAGUUGAGACCCCGUUUAUUAUUAGCAUUGGGCCGCAGAUUUAUCUGAUAGGCCACGUUCUUCUUCUUCUUCUUCUUCUUCCAUUGCCCAUCAGCAGUUGAUGGUGCAUGCAGGCACCCUCAUGUAGCUGACUUAAACCUGCACAUAUCUUUUUAUUUUUCACUCCCCUUCCCUUCUUUUCUGCAUUUCCACAUAGAGAUCCUAAAGACCAGGGGGCGGCGGGGGAAUGCGGAGAUUUCUAGUAAAUAUUUUUGAACAACGGUUUACCGAGUGGACGAGGAAACUUCACUUUAUUUUCGGGGUUCUUUGUGUUCCGUGCUCUAUGAAUUCAGAGUUUUCUCCCAUCUAUCUCUCUCUCUCUCUGCAUGAACCGUCACGACUGGUGCCAACGCAGGUGCCGCCACUCUUACCCUGGCACGCUUCUUUUUAACGAAAAUCAUAUUUGUAUUUUUAUAUCUAAAUAUUUGCUAUUUAAAUUAUAUGCUUGUCUAUCGUCUUACGGUUCAUCAACAGAAAUAUUUGUACUUCAGAGAGGAUAUACAGUAUAGACUGGGCUUUACACAAGAGGUUCUCAGAUUUUUGUUGGACUGGUCUCACUCUAUAUCAAAGGUCAGACAUUUUUUAAAGACUUACUGAAUGUGUCUGGGGUUUUUGCACACAUCAAUGUUAAACUAUUAUUACGAAAUCGUAUACUGUGACUUGAGCUUUGUUGAUGAAUUUGUUAGAAAAUGGCAGUUUUAGAGUAUAUUGCACUGUUUACGAGUAUCCUCAAAUGACACCUUGUUAUUUGACAGAUUUUUGGACAUUAAAGUUUUUAUUUUAAUUUAUUUUGUACCAUUAUUUUAAAUGAAAACUGGAUAUGGUUUGUUGUGCAUGAAACCUUAAUAUUUUCAAUAACGAAACAUUGUUUUAUGAAGCAAAAAAGCAACAAAAAUGUCAUGACAUUCUAAGAAUGAGUCAUUGUAUAUUAUGAUGCCAUUUUCACUGUAUUUGGUGAAUGAAUAAAUGGUGACAGAAAAUGUUAA